Messenger RNA from Gloeophyllum trabeum ATCC 11539, 3627 nucleotides. RefSeq lists its product as uncharacterized. The coding region runs from base 112 to 3627 and encodes 1171 amino acids. NCBI's taxonomy places the organism in Eukaryota, Fungi, Basidiomycota, Agaricomycetes, Gloeophyllales, Gloeophyllaceae. Gene Ontology annotation, molecular function: calcium ion binding. The transcript has 7 exons. The record is from RefSeq and is a predicted model, not a curated record. Gene Ontology annotation, cellular component: membrane.
CGGCGAGCUGCAGAUCCAGUGAGCAGUUUGACAAUUCUGGCCUUAGCGUCACCAUACCACCUUUCAUCGUAGACUCUAAGCAUUCUAGCCUGCUUGGAGGAUUACACGGAGAUGGAGUCUGUGCACGCUCAGGAGGUUAGACAUAUGGUGAUGAUGGACACUGGGGUGCCUCAGCAGGGAUUAACAUCCCAUCACUCCGACGCGUCCCAUGGGAGCGACCCUCCGCCACUGUUGUCCAGUAUCUCCCCUGAAGCGCCCGGUGGCCACAAUCCUCUGCCUGCCACGAUGCACGUACCAGAUUCUGCUAUCCCGCAGAUGAAUGUAGACCCCAUGGAUACACUUCAGACGCAUUCGACGACGGAGCGGGGUCCUCCUCCUACUUUCAUUCCAGACUUUCCCCCAAGGAACGGUUCAUACAACGGAGACACAACGAUGGGAAUCUCACUGGGUUCACAUUCGUCCCCGACUGUCUCCUCUGUCUCGAGCAGUCAGUCAUACGCUCCUUCCCCGGCUGUGAACGGCAUAGGGUCUGCCUACUCUAUAGGACCAUCCUCCCUUGCUUCCGCCUUAGAUGGAUUGGCUGUUCCUGGACAUCAUUCUGAGCCAACCAUCUCCCCAGGUAACCUGGCCAGAUCCAUUGCUGACCUGGGAUUUGGGUCUGCGAGUAGUGGGCACCCCACUUCAAAUCCUGAAGCGGGCUUUCAGUUAGAGUUUCCACCCACCCGAUUCGACAGCAGUAUUUCCAAGGAAAGCUCUCCUGACGUGCCAGGUGGGCCGCACUUAAUGGUGGUCGGCGACAUCCUCAAGAACAUCGCACAAACAGCCAGUUCAGCCAGUAAUGCGUGUUCCCGAGGGCACAGUGACGAAGCUAAUAUGAGAAUUGACGAACUUAAAAAGACUAUUAGCUUAGUCUCGGAACUCAUAGCCGCCACGCGUCUUGCGGAUGGCCCUACACUCCCCAGUGAUCAAGUUUCCCCGAAUCUCACUACGACUUUCGCCUCUCCUCCCUUAGAUUCUGGGAUCGGUGGUAAUGGAUCUCAAAAUUCAACCCCUCCUUCGCACUUCACUCCACCUUCUCAGCCAGUCUUCCUCUCCCAGAUGGAGUCACAAGGAAGUACGGACGGGCUGGACAACUCGCGGAAGCGAUGUGCAUCUUCAAUAUCGGGUGACCGGGUCAUCAAGGCCAUGAAAUUGACUAAGCAGGAGGAGACCCCAGUUCACGUUCCCCCACCCGGUCCACUACCCUCGCACAAUCUCAGUACACCAUCUCCGCCAAUUGUUCAUCCCAGUUCGAGUCUUGUGGAUUCUGCUGCCAUCAACCCCUUCGCUCCGUCCAAUCCUCCUUCAGAACCUGCUUCACGUCCGACCAGCUCUGCUGGUAUGAUGGGACACCAUGAUUUGAAUGUCUUGUCACAGGCGUCUGCUCAUCCGUCUAUUGGAUUUUCCAUGCAUGUUCCCCUCCCGUCAUCAUCGAAUCCUACUAGGACUGAAUUGAGCGCCUCCUCGGUGCUGCCUCCCAAUCCUGGUCGCAUGCCGGCUGCGAACUUUUCCGGUCCUCCAAUAGGGUGGUCUGAAUCAAGCUCAUUCCAUCGACGGCAAUCUUUUGGGACCGCUGGUAGUGAUGGUGGUCUUAAUAUGCAAGGCCUCCCUUCUUCCGGUCAGCCCGCACCUUUGCACCAAUUUGCGGCUUCAGCAAGUUUCGCUGCCUCCUCCCUGGGUUCACAGAUACCGCCCAUUCCAGGACCGAGUUCCUUGAAUCAUGUUCGUCCACUUCCGCGUCAGGUGCGAUCCAUGUCCAUUUCCAAUGGACACACCCCCGUAUUUGCAUUUGCUCCCGUCGAUGGAAGCAUGCCGGAUUUCCAAGAUCGCUUGCAGUCUCGGCCGACGACUAGCUCCCAAAGCCCUGGUUCAUCUUCCCAAGAUCAUGAUAUCGACGGAGAAAACGACUACGAUUCGGAUGGAAGUUACGAUAACCCUCAUUCGCAGUCGCAGUCACCGCCAUCUGGCGCGUCUUUCCGCAAGCGAGCUUAUAGCAGGGACGACCAAACUGGCGCUACCAGGAGGCCCAGUACGAGUUAUGGCAGCCGGCCCAGCAACCUUCUUUCUCACUCGUCCGCUGAGAAUGUCGGUUCUUCCAGCCAUGCAAACGAGUUGCCACAGGAGUAUAAGGCCGACGUCGACCGCAUUUUCUUCGACUUCUUGAACAAGAUAUGCUCAGAUCUUGAUGCCACUGACGCCAAGGGCGAGCCGAUUCACCAGACACUGAUGGCGAAGAAGAUGCAACGUCUGGACGAGUCUCCUGAUUUCCGACCCUUUAAAUUCCGUAUACAGGCCUUCACCAAUGCUUUCUUAGAGGAACUGGCGAAGCAAGGGUAUCCCGAGGAAAAGAUACCCAUGAAAAAGGUCCGAAAUUACUUGUGGAAUCAGCCCUACAUCUCUCGAUUCAACGAAGACGGGAAGAAAGCUAAAUCGAAGGGCAAUCAUAUAUGGAAUAUAGACGCAAAGAAAUCCACCGAUGGAGGGUGGAUUUUUAGGCCCUUCCAUAGGAGACUAGCCGGCAUGCCGCCUGGGGUUGCGUAUGUUGGCCUUCGCUGGUCAUGGACACCGCGGAUAUGGGAUCCACAAGGCUCGCGGUUGAAUACGCCUGUGCAGUAUUCGUCCCCGUGGUUGCCGACGUGGCUUUCGUGGAGUGAUGACGUGCUGUCUGGAACUCCCCCGUCUGAUGCCCAAAGCUGCGAUGUCACCGUGGAAGCCAGGUUCUUCCAAGACGGGAAGGAAGAAUUCCUGUCUCAGACGGUUCAUAUCACAAUCGCACCCAUGUCGACAGUAGAUACGAGCUUUUCUUCUUCGCGCCGACCGUCUCUAGUUGAUACGUCAAGGAGAGUCGCCAGUGAUUCGAUCUUGCCUCAAACGAACCCUGCUAGGUCUCGCAGACAGUCACUGCUAGGGCAAGGCAAUUCCCUUGCCACUCAAGAUUCUCAAGUGGUACAAGUGUUGACCACCGCUGCCCAACGCGUCGCACAAGAGGCGCAGUCACAAGUUGUUGCUGCCCGUUCCUUGACCGAUCCAGGGCCGGAGCUCCAGUCUCUAGCGAAACAGCAGCAUGUUCUUACUGUCACGGCGCAGGCUCUAGACAAGGAUCUCACAUCCUAUGAGGGCCCAACGGAGUCGUCCGCGGUUCUUGCAGCAGCCGCUCAUCAGGUGGUAUUCCAAGCUGCACGACAGGUAGCAGCAGAUAAAUCCGCCGCUGUUGCAAGCCACCUUUCCGCAGGCAUCCCUCCCUCGCCGUCUACUUCAGCGCAGGUCACUGUCAGUGAUGUGUCCGCCGUCACGCAGACUGCCGUUGCCCAAGCGGUGGGGAUAAUGGGGCCAUUGUCUAAUGAAGUCGAAGUGCUUAUGACGGCAAAUUCUUUGCUGCAACAGCAGACAUUGGGUACAUUGAGUGUUCCUCCAGGUACACUGGACCCUGCUCAACUAUCCGUGGCCAUAGACCAUACGCGCCCUCAUUCCACCGGAACUUUGCCACCGCAAGCGUAUGCUGCGCAGCCAAUGAAUAUGCCGACGCACGCUACUCCUAUCUUCCCUUCCGGGCCCCAUCACGGCAUGGAAUACAUAUCGCAUUCAUAG